Triticum turgidum subsp. durum (durum wheat) is the source of this 924-nucleotide messenger RNA. NCBI's taxonomy places the organism in Eukaryota, Viridiplantae, Streptophyta, Magnoliopsida, Poales, Poaceae. The record is from the annotation of a GenBank genome assembly.
AUGGAUGCUGCUGCUGAGGUUCCCCAAGGCCAAGAGGCUGAUCCCAUUCCCAGCUCGCCGCAUGUGGAUGUCAGUAGCCUGCGCCGUUCUGUACUGUUGGCCGGCCCGGUGUCCGAGGUGCUCCGCGAUGACAACCUCCUAAUCGAGAUCCUCGUCCGCCUCCCUCCCAAGCCAUCCUCGCUGCCCCGCGCGUCCGCCGUAUGCAAGCGCUGGGGCAGCAUCCUCUCCGACCCCCACUUCCGCAAACGCUUCCGCAAGCACCACCGGAAACCUCCUCUGCUCGGCUUCUUCAGAGGGUAUGCUAAAAACUUCAUUCCUGCCAUGGACUCACCUGACCACAUCCCUGCUGCCCGCUUCUCCCUGCCCAAGAGCAGAAUACCCUACCAGGAAGAUGAAGCAUACAUGGGCUGCCGCCAUGGCCUCUCUCUCCUAAUCAACAUGCAUAAGGGCGAGACUGUCGUGUGGGAUCCCCUCACCGGUGAAGAGCGCAUCGUGGCUUUUCCACCAGGGUUCAACAGUGCCUCAAUGGGGAGUUACUGUGGCUGGCAUGGCACUGUAUUGUGCGUCGAUGCCGAAGAUGGGCAUGUCCACGGAGAUUGUUUCUCGAGCCCAUUUAAAUUGGUUUUGGUUUGCGCUGAGUACAAUCAACCGGCAUUUUGUUCUGUCUACGACUCGGCGUCUGGUGUUUGGGGAGAUAUUUUCUCGACGAUGACGAUAACAGCUGGAGUGUCUAGAUUAAGAAGGCCCAGCACCCUUGUCGGGAAUGCACUUUACUUGUUGAUUUCUGGAGGUGAUGUCCUUGUGUUUGAUUUCAAAAUGCAAAGUCUUGGUCUGCUCGAAAAGCCGGUAGAAAACCAUGAAAACCAUUCCACUCGAGGGUACGGUUCCAAGGAGAAUGGAUUGUGCACUUUUCGUCGGGUAUGA